AUGUCCUCAAAAGUAGAAGUAUCAGAAAUGAUGGGAUGGCCUGUGAACCUCAUCACGGCCGACCAUGUGUCCCCACUCCAUGAAGCCUGUCUUAGAGGUCAUCCAUCUUGUGCAAACACUUUAUUAAAGCAUGGAGCUCAGGUGAAUGGCGUCACUGCAGACUGGCACACACCCUUGUUUAAUGCAUGUGUCAGCGGCAGCCAGGACUGCGUGAAUUUGCUUCUGCAGUAUGGAGCCAGCACCCACCCUGAGAGUGAUCUGGCAUCCCCCAUCCACGAAGCUGCUAAGAGAGGCCAUGUAGAGUGCAUCGAGUCCCUUGUAGCUUUUGGAGGCAACAUUGACCAUGACAUCAGCCACCUGGGCACUCCGCUCUAUUUGGCCUGUGAAAAUCAGCAGAUAGCCUGUGCCAAGAAGCUUCUGGAGUCAGGAGCAAGUGUGAACCAGGGCAGAGGUCUGGAUUCCCCUCUUCACGCAGUGGCCAGGGCAUCCAGUGGAGAGCUGGCUCGCCUGCUCAUGGACUUUGGAGCAGACACCCAGGCCAAGAAUGCUGAAGGCAAACGUCCUGUGGAGCUGGUGCCUCCAGAGAGCUCUCUGACCCAGCUCUUCUUGCAGACAGAAGGUCCCCCUCCUUUGCUGCAGUUAUGCCGCCUCCGAAUUCGGAAGUGCUUUGGGAUCCAGCAGCAUCAUAAGAUAAGUGGGCUCAUCCUCCCGGAGGAUCUGAAGCGCUUUCUCCUACAUCUUUAAAUACGUCAAGGGAAUACGGCUUCACAGACAUCAGAAAAACCAUCAUGGAGUGUUGUGGCCACUGGAAGUUUGAAAUAAAGUCGGGUUUAUAGA
Galeopterus variegatus (Sunda flying lemur) is the source of this 837-nucleotide messenger RNA. It is a transcript of the gene ASB9, whose product is annotated as ankyrin repeat and SOCS box containing 9. Bases 1 to 744 code for a protein of 247 amino acids. The transcript has 6 exons. Gene Ontology annotation, biological process: protein ubiquitination; intracellular signal transduction; positive regulation of protein catabolic process. Gene Ontology annotation, molecular function: protein binding. The record is from RefSeq and is a predicted model, not a curated record. Lineage: Eukaryota; Metazoa; Chordata; Mammalia; Dermoptera; Cynocephalidae.